GCUCCGUGCGCCGCAGCCUCGCCCGGGUCACGUGACGUGGGCAGACAGUCCAGCGCGGCUUCAUUUCUGUGGACGCCUCGAACGCUCCAUGUGGCCGGGACGUGCGUGAGAGCAUCGGCAUGGAAAUGUUGAAGAUCGAGCAGGUUAUCGUUGGGGGCGAGAAGAGAUCCACUCAGGCGGAGAUCAAGCCGGGGCCCGUGGUCCCUCCUCUGCAGUCCUAUCAGCAUGAGAGCCUGCAGUGUUUCCAGUGCUUCAUCACCUUCUCUGACUUCAAAGCCAAGGAGAGACACAUGAGGAAGAGCCACCGGGACAUGUACAAGAUGCAGCUGCAGCAGUCCAAUACGCUCUUUACUUGUUACAAGUGUGACAAGUCCUUCUCCUCCUCCGAGGAGCUCAGCCUGCACCAGACUUCCCACGACACAGGAGAGAAGCCCUUCCUCUGCACUUACUGUCAGAAAACCUUCUAUACUUUCACUGAGCUGAACAAACACAAACGACGCGAAUGCAUAGAACGACGGUGUCCGUGCAGCGACUGUGGUGCCUUGUUCCCUAGUCCUUCUCGACUUCGCAACCAUCGCGUUUCUGUGCACCCCCAAUGCCCAGUGGUGGCUGAUGACGUCAACACCUACCAGUGCUGUAAAUGUGGUCAUGGUUUCCCGACAGAAGAAAAGCUUCUGCAGCACCAGGAGAAAUUUGCUAAUGAUCUAAACUGUGACAUUAAGGUGCAAGGUAAAAAACGUGGCCGUAAACCCAGGGACACAACUCAAGGAUCCGACGGCAAGAAGAUCAAACAAGAAAAGGAAGCAGAUGACUCUCCGACAGAGGGGUGCUACUCCAACGAGCUGCAACCAGAGCUCAAGAUCCCUUGUCCCGAAGCAAAUUGUGACCUCAUAUUUCCUUCUGUUGCAGCCCUGAGGGCACACAAGAAGGAGGGCCAUGGGCCUCCUCUUCGCAAGACUCACGAAGGAACAGAGUGUGACGAGAGUGACACUCAACCACACAUGACUAGGGCUCAGCGCUCUGGACACACCUGCCCCACCUGUGGAAAGAGCUUUGCACGAGAGAGUGCCCUAAAGGUCCACCAGAACACCCACACCGAGGGCGAGAACGCAACAGAAAAAAGAUAAUAUACAUGGAGAAAAGACUGCAACCUGAUCCUACAACACUCAGUUAAAUGAUUGUCAGAAUAUUUCUUACAAUAUUCUUGACAGUAGGAAGAAGAAUUUUAUGUGAAUCUUUCACGUGGGAGAUUUUUUAAAACAAGGUUGUACAACACGGAGGCUGUUUCUGGAACCAAAUUUUUCACUUGCUUUUAGAGAGACAUACCACACUUGUCAUUAAAACUAUGUACAUGUUAUGUCUACUCUGAAAUAUCACAUGGCCUUGCUUUCGAAUUCCUUGCUCAUUCUCCCUCAAAUAUGGAAAUAUUUUAAUUGUGAAACUGGUAAGUGACAACUACAGGGAAGAUGUAAAGAAAAUCCUAAACAUAAUGAAAUGGGCUCGUGUAUAGGGAUUCUGCAUUAUGAGACCUAAAUUAUGUAAUCUCUGAGCCUUUCUUUUCUUCCCAGAAGUAAAUAAUUGUUGCAUUAAACAAUGUGACAUUUCUGAGGA
Messenger RNA from Hippoglossus stenolepis (Pacific halibut), 1611 nucleotides. RefSeq names its product zinc finger protein 664-like. Gene Ontology annotation, biological process: regulation of DNA-templated transcription. Lineage: Eukaryota; Metazoa; Chordata; Actinopteri; Pleuronectiformes; Pleuronectidae. The transcript is spliced from 5 exons. The record is from RefSeq and is a predicted model, not a curated record. Gene Ontology annotation, molecular function: RNA polymerase II cis-regulatory region sequence-specific DNA binding; DNA-binding transcription factor activity, RNA polymerase II-specific. Bases 120 to 1127 code for a protein of 335 amino acids.